Molecule: messenger RNA, 3420 nt
Organism: Lodderomyces margitis
Lineage: Eukaryota; Fungi; Ascomycota; Pichiomycetes; Serinales; Debaryomycetaceae
Product: CLB4
Exons: 3
Coding region: 1-3420 (1139 amino acids)
Biological process (GO): base-excision repair, AP site formation; nucleotide-excision repair; base-excision repair
Cellular component (GO): nucleus
Molecular function (GO): 8-oxo-7,8-dihydroguanine DNA N-glycosylase activity; damaged DNA binding
Source: RefSeq, a predicted model, not a curated record
AUGACACGCAGUGAUUAUAUCCCAAUAACCAACGAUUCAGAACCAUUAGAAUCAUAUCAUUUACGGCUUUGUCCAUCAUUAAGUUUAAUUAGUGGUAACUUGACGCAAAAGUUUUUGCAGUGUAUUGAAUUAUAUGCUAGUGAUGUUCAUAUCACUUUUACAUUUGAGGACUCGGAGCAAGGUUUGUUGGAAGAGAUUGAUGCUCAUAACUGGAACAAAAGGGGAAACCAUACUAUAAGGGGAAUUUUGUUUAAAAGAGAUGUGGACUAUGAUGGGUUGUUAGCAAGCAAUGACAAAAAUUGCGGCAAUAAUAAUGACCUAUGGACUUGUCCGCAACAACCACCACAACAUCGCCAUCCACAAGCACAACCAUCAUCACCACCAACAAUGAGGUCUUACAAAACUGUCAAUGAUGAGAACAAACCAAGUCACCAUCUCAGGACUAAAUCAGAUAUUUAUAAUCUAACUAGCAGUAGUAGUUCUAGUGCUCAUGCUAAUGGUAUUGCUAAUGCUAAUGGAAACAUCAUCAACAACCACACCAAAACCGCAUCUGGAUCAAUUUACAAGUCGACAAGACUGUCUGACUCACAUUUGGGUUCACUGCAUAGAGAAGCAUUGAGUGAUUUAACAGCUCAUGAGAAUUACAAGUCGCGUCUCAAGUCACAACAACAACAACAACAACAGCAGCAGCAUCAUCUGCAACCGCAUCUACAAUUUCAACAAUCAUACCCUUAUUCUCACCACCAGCACAGCAGUAGCAAUAGCAGCAGCAGUAUUGGCAGUGGCGUAGCUACUUCAGGUACAACUUUGAGUCAAACAAAAUUAGAAAUCUACAAACAAGCAACACAAAAUCUCCAUCUCUACAAGAAACCAAGAUUGGAGAAGGUGUUGCGUAAAGAACAUGGUUUUGGCUUUGGUGAUAACGAUGAAGAACCGAAAAGUACGUCUGAUGAAGCAGUGGAAUCUAGUGAUGAUAAGGAGAAUCGAAACCCGCUGCUGACACAACCACAACCACAACCACAAUUGCAUUUACAACAACAUCAACAACACAAGUACCUGCACCAGGAAAAUCAACAGCUGCACAACAGAAUACAUGAUGAGGCAAAGUACCAACACCAGCACCAGCAGCAACCAUUACGUUCCCAUGACACAUACGAAAUGCAUUUUAAGGAGGAGUUAGAUGAGGAGGAGUUUACUGAUGAUGAAAUAUACAACACUAGUUAUAGUAAUGUCCGUGCUGCUGAUGAUGGUGACGAUGAAUUGGGAAUCCAAACAGUUGUCAAGCAGAGCAAUACUAGAGAUAAUGGUGUAGAUGAGUACUACACUAGGGACGACGACGUACAAACAGAAAAGGAGGUUUCAAUGGAAACGACAAUAAAACAGGAUGACACAUUGUCCACCCACGAACAGGAUGAAGAGCACCAGCAGGAGGAGCGUGAACAAGCUCUCUCAAAAGCACAACUGCAUUCUAACCGCCAGCAUCGUGCUGAAACUAUUACUCCCAUGAAACCAUUAUGGGACUUAUCCAUCAAAAUGGAGUUGCGAAGGAUCGUUGACAAGUAUUCACGAACAACAUUGGAUGAGGAUGAUGAAGAUACUUAUGAUGCCUCGAUGGUUGCUGAGUACGCUCCCGAAAUAUUCAAUUACAUGCGUAGUUUGGAAGAAAGGUAUAAACCCGAUCCCUAUUACAUGGAUCGUCUUCAAGAUGAGUUGAGAUGGGGUAUGAGAGCAGUUUUGAUUGAUUGGGUGGUUCAAGUGCAUGGCAAAUUCAACUUACUUCCAGAAACCCUUUUCCUCACUGUCAAUUAUAUCGACCGAUUUCUUUCCAAGCGUAAAGUCUCCUUAUCGAAAUUUCAAUUGGUGGGUGCAGUGGCAUUUUUCAUUGCUGCUAAAUAUGAAGAAAUUAAUUGUCCUACAGUACAAGAAGUGGCGUUCAUGGCUGAUAAUGCUUAUACCAUAGAUGACUUUUUAAAAGCUGAACGAUUCAUGAUUGAUGUGCUCGAAUUUGAUAUGGGAUGGCCGGGACCAAUGUCGUUUCUUCGACGCACAUCGAAAGCUGAUGAUUACGACUACGAAACACGGACAUUGGCCAAAUACUUUUUGGAAAUUACUAUAAUGGAUGCUCGAUUUGUAGCCUCGUCACCGAGUUGGUUAGCUGCUGGUGCACACUACCUUUCGCGAGUGUUAUUGAAUCGUGGUGAAUGGACAGAACCACAUGUGUUCUAUAGUGGGUAUACUGAACGGCAGUUGAGACCUUUGGCAGAGCAAUUGUUGGAGAAUUGCCGUUUUGGUGAAAAGAAUCACAAGGCGAUUUUCGAAAAGUACCUGGAAAGAAGAUUUAGAAGGAGCUCAUUGCAGGAUCAGGAUUAUAUAUACUAUUCACAAGUGAUGGCUAAACAACAACAACAACAGCAGAGGCAACAACGUAAUUCACGUGAUAAUUGUGAUAUUGACAACUCCACGCUUGGUUUCAUUGAAGAUUACUUUGCCCUCGAUGUUAAAUUAACUGACUUGUAUCAACACUGGAAAUUAAAUCAUGCCCCGUAUAUCACUACUAAAGUGAAGCAACAAUCACCGUUUGAUUUAUUCAGUGGUAUACGUACACUAAGACAAGAUCCAUGGGAAUGUUUAAUCUCAUUUAUUUGUUCGUCAAACAACAACGUCAAACGGAUUCUGAAAAUGUGUGACAAUUUAUGUAUACAUUUUGGCAACUACAUCAAUGAUUACGAAGGUAUUUCAUUUUAUUCCUUCCCUAGUCCUCAACAGUUAUCAGCGGAUCCUUCAGUAGAGACAAAAUUACGUGAUUUGGGGUUUGGAUAUCGAGCCAAGUACAUUUACCAAACGGCUUGCAAAUUCACUGAUGAUGAAAAAUUCCCCCAAAUAAAUCUCGAUAGAUUGAAUGGUUUACGCCAGGAAUCGUAUGAAGAAGCACAUGAGUUUUUGCUACAAUUGACAGGGGUGGGUCCUAAAGUGGCUGAUUGUAUAUGUUUGAUGUCAUUGGAUAAAUCGAAUAUUGUCCCUAUUGACACUCAUGUUUACCAAAUUGCUGUGCGUGAUUUCAAAUACAAAGGUGGUAAGAGGGAGACCAAGACUUUGAAUAAAGCGAUGCAUGAUGAUAUAAGACGGUUUUUCCAAGAUAUAUUUGGUGAAUAUGCAGGUUGGGCACAGUCGGUCUUAUUUGCUGCUGAUUUAGCCGAUUUGAACAAUGGGGUUAAUGUUGUUGAAGUGAAGAAAGAAGUUGAAGCUAAUGAUAAGGUGGAUUUUAGCGUGAGUAUAAAGCAAGAAGUUGCUAAGGACGAGAAAGAGAGUGUAUUGAGUACCACUAAAAGAGUUAAAUCGGUAAAGACGGAAUCCUCAGUGAAUGGGAACAAAAGAGUCAAAAAGUUAAAGACAAAAGCUUCAAUUGCUGUUAAAUCCUGA